AUGAACACGGUUCUCUUCGUUACGCUCGCUGCAUGCGCAGUGUUCUGCAUCGUUUUCGCUCAGCCUCCUCCUGGAUGUCAACGGCCACCUAAACCAGAAUUCCUCGACAAUGCCAACGAGACCGUUCGCAAAGAAUUUUUCGCCAUCGUUAAAAAACACGGUGUGCCACCAGAGCAGAAGAGGGAACAAGUGCUUAAUUGGGCAAAGAAAUAUGGACUUGAGGUACGGUUUGUCUCAUUCCUCGACUGCUGA
This is a messenger RNA of Ostertagia ostertagi, 252 nucleotides long. The record is from the annotation of a GenBank genome assembly. NCBI's taxonomy places the organism in Eukaryota, Metazoa, Nematoda, Chromadorea, Rhabditida, Trichostrongylidae.